ACAUUUAAGGUGAUCCAGAAUUUCUUGUAACUCAAACACUUUAUAACUUUCACUUCUCAUCGUGUUGUUUUAUACGAACAAUCAUAAGAAUCUUUGGUUGUCUUAUUUCUUAGGUUGCGUGAAAAUGGGAGGUGGUGGCCGAAGCUCUGCUCCAAAACAGAGAAACUCCGGUGAAGAUGUGGUUUGGAAGAAGCGUGUUCCACACUAAAAACCACCGUUCAGUCUGAGCAAAGUGAAGAAAGCGAUUCCACCGCACUGUUUCGAGCGUUCGGUGGUUCGUUCCUUCUCCUACGUCUUCUACGACCUGGCCAUAGCCUCGUGUCUUCUCUACGUGGCGCUAAACUACUUCUCAACCCUUCCCCAUAACUUCUCCCUCUUGGCCUGGCCCCUGUACUGGAUCCUCCAAGGUUCCGUCCUCACCGGCGUUUGGGUCAUAGCGCACGAGUGUGGCCACCACGCUUUCAGCGAUUACCAGUGGCUCGAUGACACGGUUGGUCUCGUUCUCCAUUCGUUUCUUCUCGUGCCCUAUUUUUCCUGGAAAUAUAGCCACCGCCGUCACCACUCCAACACGGGGUCCCUCGAACGCGACGAAGUGUUUGUGCCGAAAACAAAGUCCAGCGUUGGUUGGCAUUCUAAGUACCUCAACAACCCUGCUGGGAGAGUUCUCACUCUUGCCAUCACCCUAACCCUAGGUUGGCCUCUCUACUUGGCCUUCAACGUUUCGGGUCGGAGCUACGAGCGUUUCGCCUGCCACUAUGACCCUUAUGGCCCCAUUUACUCCGACCGCGAAAGGCUUCAGAUUUACGUCUCCGAUGUAGGGGUUCUGGCCGUGUGUUACGGCCUCUACAAGCUUGUGUUGGCAAAAGGGUUCCUUUGGGUGGUUUGUGUCUAUGGGGUGCCUCUGAUGGUGGUAAAUGCGUUGUUGGUGUUGAUCACUUUCUUGCAGCACACUCACCCUGCCGUUCCUCACUACGAUUCCGCGGAGUGGGAUUGGCUGAGAGGCGCAUUGGCCACCGUGGACAGAGAUUACGGGAUUCUGAACAAGGUUCUUCAUAACAUCACUGACACACACGUGGCACAUCACUUGUUCUCCACGAUGCCGCAUUACCAUGCAAUGGAAGCCACCAACGCUAUAAAACCGAUUCUGGGAGAUUAUUAUCACUUUGAUGGCACUCCUAUCUAUAAGGCAAUGUGGAGAGAGGCAAGAGAGUGCAUGUACGUUGAGACUGAUGAAAAGUCUAAGAACAGUGGUGUUUACUGGUACAACAAUCAACUGGAUUGAGUAGAGGUUCUUCAGACUUGAGACAGUUUAGGUUGUUUUUUGUUUUACCUCUAAUCAUGGUUAUGCGUCUUAUAGAAUCAUUUUAUGAUUAGUGGUAAUGUUGGUCGUAGAAAAGGACAGUGUAUACUAUACUAUACUAUGUUAUGCUGAUACGCAUGGUGUGUUGAAAUCAGCUUUCAUAUGGCUAUUCACUUGAUCGUUGGAAAAGCUAAUAGUAGCUGGUUUCAGUUAUAUAGUAAUAUAUUACAGUAUAUGUAAUAUAAAUACAUAAUGUAA
This is a messenger RNA of Vigna umbellata (rice bean), 1558 nucleotides long. The record is from RefSeq and is a predicted model, not a curated record. Lineage: Eukaryota; Viridiplantae; Streptophyta; Magnoliopsida; Fabales; Fabaceae.